Messenger RNA from Moesziomyces aphidis, 450 nucleotides. The record is from the annotation of a GenBank genome assembly. NCBI's taxonomy places the organism in Eukaryota, Fungi, Basidiomycota, Ustilaginomycetes, Ustilaginales, Ustilaginaceae.
AUGCACUUUACUUCUCUCGCCGCAUUUGCGCUUCUCUCGCUCGCCGGAGUUCAGGCCCAGAGCUGGCCAGCUGGUCCCCCCACCACCGCGGGCCUCCGGGAGAGCGAGGCGCUAGUGUCGAGCUUUUGCUCCGGUCCGCCCAAAGGCAAAGAAAUGGCAUACGCCUGCUUCAAGAUCAACGGCGACAUUCGCAAGCACAUGUUCAGUCCCAAGAACGUGAUCGGCUAUUACAACAGGGCGGGUGACACGUUUGUGAUUCUGCAGCAGCCUGGUGAACAGUCCUUCAGCACCGAGAUCGACCUAGUCACCAUCAACGCGCCCCUCAAGCCCCGCUGCCUCGACGUUUUGAUCGAAUGGAGCACGCCUAUUACGAAGAAUGAGGCCAGGAUUGACUCCUCUUACCCGAAUGCUUGCCCAGGCUCAGCUCCGAUUCAGCUCCACAUUAAGUGA